Phascolarctos cinereus (koala) is the source of this 6110-nucleotide messenger RNA. It is a transcript of the gene KY, whose product is annotated as kyphoscoliosis peptidase. Gene Ontology annotation, biological process: muscle organ development; neuromuscular junction development. The record is from RefSeq and is a predicted model, not a curated record. Lineage: Eukaryota; Metazoa; Chordata; Mammalia; Diprotodontia; Phascolarctidae. Gene Ontology annotation, cellular component: cytoplasm.
GUGAGGGCCAAUGCGCAUAGCUAACAGGUGCCAUGGAGUUGAAAAAGGAAAACUGUGAAAUAACCAUAGAUAUGCUCCUUAUAGUUCACCCCGAGAAGAGACGGACUGUGCAGAGGGACAGACAGACGGAUCCUGCUGCUUCGCUGCAAUGCCGAGGCUUCCAGGGAAUCGGAAAUGGAAACCGAAGGCGGCAAAAAUUUGAAGGAAACGAACUUCGAGGAAACGUGGCCCAGACACAGCACCAUCAGCAGACGCAAGUCAUCACGUCCUAUGACAACGAAGGAACUCAUUUAACUGUGGAGAUACACCCUCGGAACAAAACACCACAGCUACUUAAGAAAUUCUCCUUUGACAAACGUUUUCAAGGCGAUCGGAAUGGAAACACAAGACCACAGCAGCCAGGAGGGAAAGAUGCCCAUGCCUACCCUUGGGAUCGGUCUAGUCUGAAGUCCAUGCCAUUAGACCUACGGCAGUUUGAAAAAUUGGAUGCAUAUGCCUCCAAGGUGGAGGUCAAAUCUGGUUUGGAAGAACUGGUGAAAGACUUGCUCCAGGAAGCUCAUACAGACCUGGAGAAAGUCAGAGCCAUUUGGGUAUGGAUAUGCCAUCACAUAGAGUAUGAUAUCGUGGCUGCCCAGGAGAAGGACCGCCGGUCCUACAAGCCCACUGACAUUCUGCAGAGCCAGAAGAGUAACUGUGAUGGGUAUGCCGAGCUCUUUGAGAAAAUGUGCAGACUUGCGGGGGUGCAUUGCAUGACAGUGGCUGGAUACUCCAAGGGCUAUGGCUACCAAACUGGACAGAGCUUUUCAGGGGAAUAUGACCAUGCCUGGAAUGCUGUUUACCUGGAAGGAAGAUGGCAUCUAUUGGACAGCACGUGGGGAAGUGGCCUGGUAGAUCCUGCUACCACCAAAUUCACCUUCAUAUACAAUGAAUUCUAUUUCCUCACCCACCCUGCCCUGUUCAUCGAGGACCACUUCCCAGACAAUAAGAACUGGCAACUGCUGAAACCUGUCCAGUCUCUGAGACAAUUUGAGACCAAUAUGUACCAUAAGAGUGAAUUUUACAACAAGGGGAUGCUGUCAGCCCAUCCAGAGACAUCAGUCAUCAAAACAGUAGAUGGAAAAGCCACCAUUUCCAUUGAGAGCUGUUCUCCAACACUCUUCAUGUUCAUGCUCAAUGGAAAACAAGAAAAUGGCAUAAUGACUUUCAAGAAGAAUGGGAUGAAGCUGGAGGUAUACCCCCAGACCACUGGCACCCACAAGUUACAGAUCUUUGCUAAAGGCACCUCAGACCUCUACAGCUCUGUGCUGGAAUAUACCCUGGAGUGCAACUCAGUGGAUAGGAGCAUUCAACUUCCAUCUGAACUCCACCAGCCCGUGGGCCCCAGCUGGUUCUCUGAGCAAGCAGGCAUUCUGAAGCCUUCACACCCUGAUCCCAUCAUCCACACCAAGGAUGGGCGCUGCUCCAUCAGCUUUGGGGUGGAGGAGGGCAUCAGUGUCUUAGCCUCAUUACACGGUGAUGAGAAAAUAACCGAGGAGACACAGCGACGCUACAUCUUCCAGCUCCAUGGGGAAAAGAGAACAGAGCUGAAAGUCCAACUCCCCUAUGCAGGGAAGUUUGCCCUGAAAAUCUUUGCCAAGAAGAGGUUGGAUCCGGGCAACUAUGUCUUCAUCUUCAAUUACCUCCUCUGUUGCUCUAAUACUAAAGUGAAAUGGCCCGUGUUCCCGGAGAGUUUUGGCAACUGGGGUCAGGACAAUGAGCUGCUAGAGCCUCUGUCUGGGGUGCUGCCGGCCAACCGGAAUAUCCCAUUUAAACUGAAGCUCCAUGGGGUAGCGGAAGCAUUAGUGAAAGGGCAGGACACGUGGCCUCUGACGCUGAGCCAAGACGGCUACUGGGAGGGUACCUGUAAUACUGCCGGCUGCCGAGAGGUUUAUGUCAUGGUUUUGGAGAAUGCCAACCACAACUUCUACUCCUACAUCCUGAAAUACAAAGUGACGGCCCAAUGACAAUCCUUGAGCUCCCUCUACUCCAUCUUUCUGGAUGGACAUUUCUCAUUUUUCCAGCUCAGCACAGUUAGAAUAGUAGGCUGAAAAGAGGAGAGAAGGAGAGGGAGGGAGAGAGAGAGAGAGAGAGAGAGAGAGAGAGAGAGAGAGAGAGAGAGAGAGAGAGAGAGAGAAAAGAAAAGGGAGGGAAUUAAAGUAUAAGACAACAUUAUCUAAGAAAUAGAAAGGGCCUGAAAAGCUAGUUGCCUAGCACUUGUUCUGCCUUUUGCUAACUCAUUGAGUGACCUUCAUGAAGUCACUUAUCUACUCAGUAAUUCAGUUUUCCUUUUUGCAGAGGGGAUAAUGAUACUUAUAACCUAUUCACUUUGCAAGGAAGUUGUAAGAAUAAGAUGAUAGAUGUGAUGGUGCUUUAGUAAAUAAGGUGCUAUAUCCAUCCAAGGUUUUGUGAUCAUAGUAUAAAACUCUGUUAUAACGUUGAUGUGGGGGAACAAUGAUACUGACCAUGUUAUAGGGUUUCCUCAUUGUAAAGACAGAAUUGCCCCCAGUGUUCAGGGACUAUGAAAUGAUCACAGAGGAUAAACCAAAUCUAUUCAAUACUAAAGGACGGAAUUAUAUGGUAUUUGGUGGAGAGAGUAUCUAGACUCACUGAAAAGAAACACACACACACACACACACACACACACACACACACACACACACAUACACAUCUCCCAAGUCCAUCAGGAAAUGACAGUGUCCAAAGCUUUCAGACAGUGGCCCUGCUGCCCCAUUCCCUCUCCCUUCUGUCUCCCUUUGCUGGCAGUCAGACAAGCCACGUCAGGAGCAAGAAAGCCUACACGAGAAUCUAUCAUCCUCAUGACCCUUUCAGGGUCCCACACAGCCAGAAGGCACAAUCCCUGCCCUCUUUGACCUUGGGUUCUAUCUAAUGCAUUAAAAAUGACAACCUGAGAGGUGGGCCGGGAGAAGCAAAAAUAGAGAGGGUAUGUCAGAGUAUACAGAGUAUACAAAAGCAGGGUUUAAACUUCUUCCAUAAUCUAACCCUCAUUUAAAAGGGACCCAGAAAUUAGUUACACACACACACACACACACUCUUGACAGUAUAAUAGUAAGUAUAAUCAACUCAACACAGCUACCCCCAAGACCCUUACAUCUCCUCCUCUCCACCUUUCUUCAGUCAUUUCAUUGCACAAAAACCUUAAGAGUGUGAGGAUUAGAAAUCAGUCAGUGAUUUAUGAGGUGCUUUCUAUAUGCCAAACACUAUGACAUUUGUUGUUUACUAUGUGCCAUGCUCUGUGAUAGAAAAGACAAAAAUGAGACUGUCCCUGCCCUCAAGGAACUUACAUUAUCCUUGAGGAAAGAAGAUGGAACUCAAAUCAGGUCUUUGUUUCUUUUUUACAAUCCUAAUUAAAGGUUUGAGAGAAGGGAAGGCAGCGCUUACAAGCUCUCUAAGCUAAGGUCUCAAAAGUGGGACUUCACUUGAGGAGUGAGGCUAGAUUUUAGUUUUAUGAGAACAUCCUCCCUCCACUAGCGUGGCCAAUUAUGGGAUGUUUAUUUUAGAAACAUGCUACUCUGUCAGUCCAGAGGGAAAGCAAACCCAGUCAUCUUUCCCCUUCACCUGGCACCAAGAACUACUUACUUAAGUGAUCAGGGACUGACUACUUUCAACCUUUAUCUUUUAUAUAUAUUUACUCUUUAUAAAGAAAGCCCCCUCUUUAUUUCCUGCUUUGCAUGAAUGAAUUUUUAAGCCAAAAAAAAAUUACCACUUAACAUAUCCAUUCAUCUGGGAGGAAAACCUCAUCUUCCCUAUAUCCUUCUCUCCUUCUCCCCUCCUGUCCCCCCAACCCUGACUGAUCACUCCCAUUUGAGAUUAGACCUAGGAAAGGAAAUUAGCAACCCAGCCCUGUAUCUCCUCCUACCCCCUCCCCUCAGCCCAGCUGUCCAGUGAAGGGUAGGCAGCCCCUCCCAGAGGGCUCUCUAUCUCCAUGGCAACAGAGAAAAGGCUGCAUCCAUAGCUGGACAGGGAGGGGACUGGAGUUAAGGGAAAGAGGCCCUAUAUACUUCUCUAGGAAGGGUACUCCCUUCUCUGAGGGCUGAAGAUGCCAGAAAGGGAAGUUCCCCACUGUCCACUCUGACCGUUAUAGAAAGACCCUAUCUUUUAGCCUGUAUUCCAAUCCAUCCAGGAGCUACUUGUCUAGCCAAGAGUUACACACACACACACACACACACACACACUUAUUUCCUCAGCCUUACUAUCCAUUUCUUGUUGCCCAGGACUGCAAUAGCCCAUUAAGGACCUAGUCUGAUGAUGAAAGAGCUGGUUUGGGUCCUUUGGACCCCAGUUGACUCAAACAUAGACACCAUAGCCCUCAACUGCCUAACUCACAGGAUGAUGGAGAGCUGGCUACAGAACAGGAAAAAUCCCACCAUCCCAGGACCACCAAAUCUCCCUCAAGGCACAGCAGACUAGUUCGCUUACAGUUACAUCCUCAACAGAGCCCUGAGAAUUUAGCUCAGCUCUCAGCAAAGCAGCAGUGAUGCCUAAUGAUUAGAACAUGAGCAGCUGUGGAAAGAAUUUUGGUUCUCCAGCCCUAACUAAUCCCCAUUUUUGUGUCAGACCUCAUACACAAACAUGCACACACACACACAUUCAUACUUAUUUAACAUUUCCCCCUCCAAAUCACCACAUCACAGCCCAGAUCCCUUCUGUUCCCUCUCUGUUUCCCAACCCACACAGUCAGCAGCAGUGGCAACCCUGAGAAGGGGGCAAAAUUUCCCAUGGGAGUAGAGAAGAGGGCUUGUAAAAUGGGGCUCCACAGAACAAUUUUGCAUGGGGCUAAGAAUCCAUCAAUGAGACAUCUGCUUCUGCCUGUGUGGGUCUCAGGAGUUGCUAACAAACCAAACCCUUGAGAAGCAGCAAGAUUCCAGGAGAGAUGUGCUUUUCUGCAGCCUUUGGUUUUAUUUUUAAAAAGCACAACUCCUCUCCUGAGGCAAAUUUCACUUAUGCCACCAAUCAAAAGAAAAUGGCAUUUGUAAUCAUUACCACAGCCUUUUCUUACAUGUUUGCUUGUGGGGGGAAAUAUAAGCUUUAUGCAUUAUAAAAAGAGUAACAAAAUCUAGACUUGUGAAUUUUGUCACCAAAUGAAUAGCUAGGCCAGGAAGACACUGCAAAUGCAGGACCCUGGAUAGCUGAAAGCAACCUGAAAGGAGAGGGAAAAAAAAAUCAGCAUUCUGUAGAGUGCAGAGGACCAAAAAAUGUAGAACAUGGGCCCCUGUCCUGAUAGUAGCAAGAAUGGGAGUCCUGCUUUUGUCAGCCAAAUGGUUCUGCCAGCCCUGCAGCCCUUUUCUCUGGCUGCCCCCCAAAGUCAUUCACUCAGCCAGGUGCCCCCUUUGUCAAGACAGCUUUGGGCCUUGUCAGAAAAAUUCUCUGUGUCUCUCUCUGUCUCUCUCUCUCUCUCUCUCUCUCUCCCUCGUUGAAGCAAAAAUACAUGAACUGAAAUCAGAUGAAAUUGUAAAUGCAUGUUGCUCUUGGUAAGAAUACAGGAUUGGAUUUUGAAGUCUUUUAUUCAAAUCCCAUUCUCUUUUUGUUCUUUUUUUGGUGGGUUUCUGUUGUGCUGUGGAAUGGCAUGGGUGCCCUCUGGUGUCUGUAACUCAGUACUGCUCACUUGUCUUCCAACAACAAAUAAGGAUGAAUUGUUGGAAAAAAAUGAUCCAGAUGUAUAUACAGAUUUUUUUGCCCUUCGAAAUCCUGUCAGGGUUUUUAUGUUAGGCUCACCUUUGGGAUUUCUCAUGGUCACACUGAUUACUGUGUUUUCAGCAUUUGCUUAUCUUUAUGCUUUGAAGCAUUUCCAAGCAAGCCAGAGGCAGCAAGCAUGGCCUGGGCAUCAUUGGUGAGACAUGGAAUGUAAUAGGAAAUGAGGGUGCCUAGCAUUAAAAUCCUUUCUUAAAACAGAAAUGCUUGAUAUAUUGGCCCUGGCAGCACUAGUCUGACUUGCUGUGCCAAUAAAGUUAUUGAAAUUGAUUGAAUUCCUUUUGUUCAAGUGGAAAAACUGGACAGAAAGCUAGCAAGACCCAGAAUGACAGCUAAAUGAGGCAGCCAGAUGAACAGUCUAU